CGUCCUGGCAUCCGUUGGGGAAACAAUUGCAUUUUUGCCCCGUUUCUUUUGGCAAGCCCUUGCAGUUCCACUCAAAGAAUGAAAUCUCCAUUGGCAUGGGUGGCCAUUGUGGUCACUGCAAUCUUAGCACAAGCGGAGAGUACUGUUCCUGUGAACCUGGCAUUGAGGAAAACAUGUCUGCAAUUCCAUGAGUGGGGAGGGGCUAAAGCGAAUCGAGCUGUAGACGGCAACAAAAACACUAACUAUUACCGCAACAGUUGCACCCAUACCAGCGCCAACGGUGGUGAUACCGUCAACAACAAUUGGUGGGCGGUGGAUUUAGUUGAUAUAUCUUUGAUACAGAAGGUUGUCUUAUAUAACAGAGGGGACUGCUGUGGUUCUAGACUAGCUAAUUUCGACAUCGUGGUGACAUACACCAGGCCUACCCCAGGGAGGAAGCUUGUGUUUUCUUCUAGCGAGGUCUGUGCUCAUAAGACUGGAGCCGUCCCACAAGGUCAAUCACAGACAUUUAACUGCAACAAGCAACUACAGGGGAGAUAUGUUGCGGUCGUUAGGUCAAGAAGCCAGGCGUUGACUUUGUGCGAAGUCGAAGUCUUUGGAACCCCCAUUCCUCCAUGCAGCCUUGGUCUCAAGUUUGACGAGAGCACUAAAAAAUGUGUUGAUCCUUGUCCAGAUUAUCAACAAAGGUGGGACGGAACGAAAUGUGUUGUUAGGUGCAUUGCGAGUCAGAAAUGGGUUGGAACGAAAUGUGUUGCAAAAUGUCCGUCACCACAGAAGUACAACACUAUGUUCGGAACAUGUGAAGCGAAAACAUGCCGCUGCUUCGCAUCUGGUGAUCCCCAUUACUACCAAUACGACGGCCACAGAAUCGACUUCAUGGGCAAAUGCAAGUACACAUUUACCAAGCUAAAGGAUGAAUUCAAGAAUGACAAGUGUUACUUCAAUGUAGAGGAGAAGAAUGUCCAUAUUGGUAACCCUCGAGUAAGCUUUGUGGUGUUGUUGGAUGUGACCGUCGAGGACAUGACCUUCAGAUACAGUCAACAAGCGGCGAAGGUUUUCAUCGACGGCGUCGACAGAACCAAGAGCAGUUUCCCCAUAACUAUCAGGACCAGGAAAGGCACAGACGUGAAAGUCUCAUACGCGAACAGGCAGUUCCAGGUCGAGGCCACAGCUUGUGGUAUGAUCACCACCUACAGGAGGUACUUCAUUGAGACGUUCAUCUCAUCCACACUCGGAACCAAGGUGGAAGGAAUCUGUGGAACAUGUAACGACAAUCGAAAUGAUGAUCUUAUUGCUAAAGGACAGACGAAAGCAACUACUAAGAAUGAAUUCUCGAGUAGUUGGUAUGUGCCCGAUGACUCUGGUCUACAGCAACAGAGCAACUGCAAAGCAGCCGAUGUCAAUGGUGAUUGCACUGUUGCUUGGGCCACGAAAGUCAAGGACAAUAACCACUGUGGUUACAUCACAGACACAAACGGUCCCCUCAAUGCUUGUAUCGCAAGUGGUUUGGUGAAUGUGAAGCAAUACCAGGACAGCUGCGAGUUCGACGUGUGUUUCUAUUCUAAAGAGGCCACAGCGGCGAAGGACGUCCCUGAUGUUGUCUGCAAGAACUUGGCUGUGUUUGCUGAUGAUUGUGCAAAGCAAGGGCUGGGAAGUGUUUGGAGAAGAGCCAACUUCUGUCCUCUAAACUGCGAGGCAAAUGCGUCCUAUACUCCCAAGUCGUACCCUGCAUGUGAAAAGACCUGCCAACAGAGGAAAGCUCCCGCGGACUGCGUCGCUGGUGAGCCUGAAGAUGGCUGUUCUUGUAAUGAAGGCUACUUUAGACUUGGAAAUGACUGUGUUCUGCCUGGCAAGUGUGGAUGUGAUGCCAUUGAUGGACAACAUAUCGACAGCGGCAAUUCAGUUGUGAUGAAGGGUUGCACUGUCAAGUACGAAUGCACAGCGCAAGGCACCUUGAGGCAACUAGCUUUUCCUGCUUGUCAUAAAGAUGCUAGCUGCUCUACAGUAAAUGGACAGUACGCGUGUAAAUGCAAUGAUGGAUUCAAUGGUGAUGGACACUCUUGCCAGACCAACUGUCCGAAAGCAGAAGAAAAGUGGGACACUAAAGAUUCUAAGUGCGUUCUGCGUUGUGCCGCUGAUUAUAAAUGGGAUGAAGCGAAGAAGGACUGCAUUGCAAGAUGUCCAGCCGAGAAAAAGUGGACGGUAAAUAAAUGUGUUGACCGAUGUCCAAAUGCAGCCGAACAGUGGAGUCAAGUGGAGAAAAAAUGCAUUUUACGAUGUCCAGAUGCCGCCACCAUGUGGGAUACACGUCAAGGGAAAUGUGUUGAUCGCUGCGAGAAACACAAGGAAUGGGAUAACAAGGGAAAGAAGUGUACAGAUCGUUGUGCCGCUGCUGACAAAUGGGAUGAAACACAGAAACAAUGCAUUGCAAGAUGUCCAGCUGACAAAGAAUGGAAGGGGGCUAAAUGCAUGGACCGAUGCACUGAUCCAGCCACUGUAUGGUUCAAUGAGAAGAAGGCUUGCAUUCUACGUUGUCCAGAUGCCAAGACGAAGUGGGAUGAGAAGCAAGGCAAAUGCGUGAACCGUUGUUCAAUUGCCCAACUUUGGGAAGACACUUCAAAGAAAUGCGUAGAGCGCUGUGUCCCAGCGGACAAAUGGAACGAGGCAAGCAAAAAGUGUGAACCAAGAUGCCAAGUGGACCAGUUGUGGAAAAUGGACAAGUGUGUCAACCGUUGUGGUACAGGAGAAAAAUGGCAUGGAGCAACUAACAAAUGUUAUCAAGAUCCCAUGUAUCCAACGACGACGGAAGGAAAUGCCGGGGGAGCUGGUUGUGUCAUACCAUUCUUGUUUGGUGGAAAAUGGCAGGAGGACUGCGUCCCGGGAGCAAAUAAUAAGAAAUGGUGUGGUACUACUGAGAAUUACGAUCAGGACAAAAAGUGGGGUUAUUGCUCAGCUGCCUGUCGAACAAGUGCUGGUUUGGUCAAAAUGGCUGGUGACGCCUGGACAGAGGGCAAGGAAAAGGUAUUUUGUAACACUGAUGGAUCAAUUGGCAAGAUCACUGGAGAUUACCCAAGUACAACUGGUGGUACCGGGGGUGGUGCAGGUUGUGUCUUCCCGUUCUUAGACGGCACUGUUUACCGUGGAUCUUGUCAGCCUUACAAUGGCCAGCGUUGGUGUGGAACUGUCAAGGAUGGUACAAAAUGGGGAUAUUGUCCAGUUUCUUGUACGACCCAGAAAGGUGAGAGAAAGAUAGUUGGCGAAAGCUGGGUGUUUGAAAAGAAGAAGUAUUUCUGUGAUCAGAAUGCUGAAGUCUUCGUAAUUAAAGAUGAAAAUAUCAAUACGAAAGCCGGUGGCAAGUGCGUGUUUCCAUUUAAGUACAACGGCAAGUACUACGGAGGAUGUACAGGCAGCAAUCCAUGGUGCGCCACAACGCCAGAUUACGAUACAGAUGCAAAAUGGGGAUAUUGUCAUUUAAUAGCUACAUGCCUGACGCAGGAUCAAAAGCAAGUGACAGCCGGCGAAACAUGGUCAAGUGGAGGGAUGGAAUAUUCAUGUGGAAGAGAUGGAAAAGUUAGGAAAAACGUGACGACAUCCGCUGGUAACUGUCUCUUCCCGUUCAACUACAAAGGCUCCACUUAUGAGGCGUGUACGGAGGUUGCAUCGGCUGGUAAACCCUGGUGUUACGUCGACGCAUCCGAGUCAGCGUACGGCUAUUGCUAGACCAUAUACUCUAACCACUGACCCAUAUUCCUCUAUUUUUCUGUACUAGUAACUGCAAUAUGUACCAGCAAAUACCAAUGUAUGAAAAACACAUUGGUUAAAUGUGUAUCCUUUCG
Messenger RNA from Lineus longissimus, 3836 nucleotides. Its product is annotated as zonadhesin-like. Lineage: Eukaryota; Metazoa; Nemertea; Pilidiophora; Heteronemertea; Lineidae. Gene Ontology annotation, cellular component: extracellular matrix. The record is from RefSeq and is a predicted model, not a curated record. The coding region runs from base 79 to 3720 and encodes 1213 amino acids. The transcript is spliced from 34 exons.